This is a messenger RNA of Polychytrium aggregatum, 486 nucleotides long. RefSeq lists its product as uncharacterized. The record is from RefSeq and is a predicted model, not a curated record. The coding region runs from base 102 to 359 and encodes 85 amino acids. The transcript has a single exon. NCBI's taxonomy places the organism in Eukaryota, Fungi, Chytridiomycota, Chytridiomycetes, Polychytriales.
CCGCGCUAUACGUCGAAUGAGCCUUUCUGCUCGUCUCCGCAUCGAAGAGCAACCUUGCCCAACCACACCAACGCCACCAUUCGCAUCCGACAUCUAUCACCAUGCACAUUCUUUUAUUCGAUCAAAAUCAUUAUCGCUGCCUGCUCUCUCUCUCUCUCUCUCUCUCUCUCUCUCUCUCUCUCUCUCUUUAUUUCUCUCUAUCUCUAUCCCUCUUUUUCCUUCCGUUUCCGAUACUAUUUGCGCAUCGACUUGGGCAUCGACUUGCCCCUUGCUCGCACAAGCGAUGCCCUUUUCCCCUUCCCUCAUCCCCCCCACUACCCAUAUAUACGCAUACCGUUUUAUAUAUUGGACUCUAUUGAUUAUACCGCGCGUCUGUCGCUGCCAUACUCUUUUUUCUUUUAUUGCGUAUCUCCCGCCCUCAUUUCCUUUGUCGUGAUCAGCUUUCCUUCACCCUCCCCCGUUUCUUGUCAUGAAGUGCCCUUUCUU